Molecule: messenger RNA, 892 nt
Organism: Xenopus tropicalis (tropical clawed frog)
Lineage: Eukaryota; Metazoa; Chordata; Amphibia; Anura; Pipidae
Source: RefSeq, a predicted model, not a curated record
GGAGCGGCCGGAUGGGAAAUAAAUUCUAACUUAUCUUCCCAUUGUGCCCAGUCACACGGCAGGAGAGGCUUCAGCCCCAACAUCCCGCUAGCGGCAUCUAGAACUAUACCCACAGGGCACCUAGAACCCCAAGCAGAACCCAGAAUGAAGAUGCAGCCGGGGCAGGAGGUGAUCAUGGAGGGGGAGCUGGAGAAGCGCAGCGACAAUCUGCUUCAGUUCUGGAGGAAGAAGCUGUGUGUUCUGACCAAGGAAAGUCUCAGUCUGUUCCAGGACGGGCAGAAACGGUCUCGCUGCAAAGAACUCAAGUUCCAGAGCAUCAAGAAACUGGACUGUGUGGAACGGACCGACAAGUACAUUUACUUCACCAUCGUCACCACCGACAACAAAGAGAUCGAUUUCCGCUGCCCCGACCAGAGCGCGUGGAACGCAGCCAUUACAUUGGCUCUGAUAGAGUUCCAGAACAAGGCGGCUGUGCGGAGCUUCAGGUCCCAGCAGGGCACCCACAGCAGGGUGGCACCAUGUGUGUAAGGUUGGGCAACUCUGCCAAUGGAACAAAUGAGAGAAAGCCCGCGAGAAGCAGAGCGUCAGCUUCUGGGCAAGGAAACCACGAGGAGUAACGGAACAAUUUGCACUUGGUUGGCCGGAAGGCUCUUAUAUCUCCAGACUGGAACAGCCCAAACCUCGGCCGAACUGCUCUGGGACUAUUUCAUUUAUUUAUUAGUGGGAACCUUCCGCCACACUGGAUUGGUCCACAUAAUUUAUUAUAGGAAGCCGUAUCCACCAAUCCCUAUUUAUUUCUAUGGCUCUCCUUUCAUGUAUAAAUAUAUUUUAUAUAAUUAUAAAUAUGUGUUAUAAAAUUUAAUUUAUUAAAGUGACAUUUUUAUAAACUUUU